Molecule: messenger RNA, 2714 nt
Organism: Lytechinus pictus (painted urchin)
Lineage: Eukaryota; Metazoa; Echinodermata; Echinoidea; Temnopleuroida; Toxopneustidae
Product: sushi, von Willebrand factor type A, EGF and pentraxin domain-containing protein 1-like
Exons: 15
Coding region: 117-2123 (668 amino acids)
Source: RefSeq, a predicted model, not a curated record
AUAUCGCUUAGUAAAGAAAGCGUAGCUCGUAAUCGAUCAAGAGUCGGCCAUUUUUUUUUCAAAUCUGCAUUUAGCAGAUCCUACAGCAUUUCCUAUUCCUGGAUUUAAGACUAAUAAUGUCGAAUUUAAGCGUUCUCAUCGGAUUUGUGCUUCUCUGGGGUGGAUUGAUUUCUAUUUCAGGUGUAAAGGGCAAUUGUGCUACCGACUGCACUGCAUCAGAAUGCUGUUACGAUGCCAUACCAGUUCCAUUAGGAGACGUAGGUGGCAUAGAGCCUGUACAAGUCUGCUAUACCAGUGGAAGUACAGUGAACUACACCUGUACCGGGAAUCUAAGAGGCCCCCCUAACCAGAUUUGCAACAAUGGAGCAUGGUCUUAUCCAUUCGCUCCAACGUGUGAAGGUGUGACUUCAUGCCCGCAGCCUACAGUACCAUCAGACGGCAGUAUAAAUCCGGAUCACACUCAAUAUGAUCUAUAUACACGGAUCUAUUACGCCUGCAACGAAGGUUUUUCACUGGUAGGUCCCGACGAAGCCGUCUGCGAAUCGGGUGGGACAUGGAACCCUUCUACGACACCUUCCUGCGAAGCAAGUUGUGACAAACCAACUUUAGCAAACGGAUACGUUGAUCCUGAUAAAACAUCUUAUAUGAAUGGAGAGGUACUCAACUAUGAGUGCAAUACAAAUUAUACACUGGUCGGAGUUUCUACAACAACUUGCCGCAAUGGGGUCUACGAUCCUUCAACGUUACCAACCUGCUUCAGUAUGUGUAGUCCACAUGUGGUUGAAAACUCGGACUACAAUGUGCAACAACCACCGGUCGACCACGCCUCCACGAUUACGAUAGAAUGUGACCAGGGAUACUCAACCGGAACCGGUACCGACCAAGACUUGACAUGUAAUGACGGCAAUUUUAACGACGAUCCGCCAGUAUGUUAUGAGAACUGUCCACCACUGAGUGCAACAUUUGACAACGGUAAUCGUUCUGGAGACACUACACCUUUCUACCACGAGGAACAGGUGUCAUACCGUUGUAACACUGGCUACAGCUUGGUUGGUUCCCCCGUCAUUACAUGUAACGAUGGCAAAUGGACUGAUGAUGAACCUGUCUGCAAAGUUUCAGGUGUAAAGGGCGAUUGUGCUACCGAAGACUGCACUGCAUCAGAAUGCUGUUACGAUGCCAUACCAGUUCCAUUAGGAGACGUAGGUGGCAUAGAGCCUGUACAAGUCUGCUAUACCAGUGGAAGUACAGUGAACUACACCUGUACCGGGAAUCUAAGAGGCCCCCCUAACCAGAUUUGCAACAAUGGAGCAUGGUCUUAUCCAUUCGCUCCAACGUGUGAAGGUGUGCCUUCAUGCCUGCAGCCUACGGUACCAUCAGACGGCAGUAUAAAUCCGGAUCACACUCAAUAUGGUUUAUAUACACGGAUCUAUUACGCCUGCAAUGAAGGUUUUUCACUGGUAGGUCCCGACGAAGCCGUCUGCGAAUCGGGUGGGACAUGGAACCCCUCUACGACACCUUCCUGCGAAGCAAGUUGUGACAAACCAACUUUAGCAAACGGAUACGUUGAUCCUGAUAAAACAUCUUAUAUGAAUGGAGAGGUACUCAACUAUGAGUGCAACACAAAUUAUACACUGGUCGGAGUUUCUACAACAACUUGCCGCAAUGGGGUCUACGAUCCUUCAACGUUACCAACCUGCUUCAGUAUGUGUAGUCCACGUGUGGUUGAAAACUCGGACUACAAUGUGCAACAACCACCGGUCGACCACGCCUCCACGAUUACGAUAGAAUGUGACCAUGGAUACUCAACCGGAACCGGUACCGAACAAGACUUGACAUGUAAUGACGGCAAUUUUAACGACGAUCCACCAGUAUGUUAUGAGAACUGUCCACCACUGAGUGCAACGUUUGACAACGGUGUUCGUUCUGGAGACACUACACCUUUCUACCACGAGGAACAGGUGUCAUACCUUUGUAACACUGGCUACAGCUUGGUUGGUUCCCCCGUCAUUACAUGUAACGAUGGCGAAUGGACUGAUGAUGAACCUGUCUGCAAAGGUAAGCCGUCUGGCUGUAGCUUGCGAAAAUACACUCCUCGUAGUAGCAUAUUAAGGAAAACUCCUUAACAACGUAAGUUGCAGUGAAGUGUUUAAUACAGUCGUCUAGGAGUUAAUUCAUUCUUUACUUUUUUCGAGGAAAAAAAUAGAUAAUUUUCUUAUAAGAAAAUGCAAACGAAAAAGAGGCUUCCAAAAUCCUUAUUCCAGCACUCAGUACAUACAUCCACAAUCGCUCUAUUGUCAUAUGUCUAUUUCUUCAUAUUGUAUACAGUUACUAUCAAACUUCUGCUAAUUUAUUUUUUGUUGCUUCUUUUCCGUUCGAAUUUGAUCUCGUUUGCUUGUAUAAUCCAACUUAAUAUUUAUCGUAUUUAUUCACGAAUCUAGACGAUACAUGAUCAGCCCCAGUCCCGCUUAAGAAAUGAAAAUACCAAGAACAGAAUAAUUAUAACUCAAUAAAACAAGUCUUGAUGACACAUAACAUAACGACAUUAAUAUUCAUGAAGAAUGCAGAUUUUUGAUAUGGUUCAAAAUGAUUUAAUUGAUGAUGGUAAAGAAAUGAAAUGAAAAUGAGUAACAUGAACCGCUGAAUAUCUAGUGAAUUGCUUAAAUAGGCUCCUUUAAUUUGACACAAAGAUGGAAUAAAAUCCUUUUUCAUGAAAA